Suillus plorans is the source of this 716-nucleotide messenger RNA. Its product is annotated as transcription elongation factor Elf1 like-domain-containing protein. Bases 32 to 373 code for a protein of 113 amino acids. The record is from RefSeq and is a predicted model, not a curated record. Gene Ontology annotation, biological process: transcription elongation by RNA polymerase II. Gene Ontology annotation, molecular function: RNA polymerase II complex binding. NCBI's taxonomy places the organism in Eukaryota, Fungi, Basidiomycota, Agaricomycetes, Boletales, Suillaceae. The transcript has 3 exons. Gene Ontology annotation, cellular component: transcription elongation factor complex.
CAUUCAAAGUUGAUCUUACGCUUGAGCAGCCAUGGGAAAACGCAAGAAAUCCUCUAGAAAACCAGCUGCGGCCACAGCGGCAAGGAGGAGGGAGCCAUUAGAUACUGCUUUCACUUGCUUGUUCUGUCAUCAUGACAAGUCCGUGACAGUGAGAGUCGACAGAAAAGAGGGCAUCGCCCAGCUAGUGUGCAGAGUGUGCGACCAGCGGUAUCAGAGCAAAGUUAACCACUUGACUGAGCCUGUGGAUAUCUAUUCAGAAUGGCUAGACGCUGCUGAUGCUGCACAGAAAGAAGAUCAUGGCACUCGCAGACCAGCUGCUUCAUCAAGCAGACCAGCUCCCGCACCACCUUCCGUCGGGAGUGAUGAUGAUUGAUCUGAGACUUGUAACUAUCUUAUCUUUUCCUCACACUGUACAAUAGCAAUUGCAAGACAGGCUGUAAAAUUAGAACCUCAUCGAUGCAUAUUCAGCCUUUAAACUUCUGUGACACACCUGAAUUAAUCUGCAAAUUUACCUAGAAUUAUCUGAAGAUGGGGAUUCCAGGGUAGAUCCUGAGCGGAUAAUAUCCGUGUUGUAUAUAUAUAUUCUGUAUGCCUGUUCUUGUCGUUGACCUGCGAGGAGUUGCAAGGGGGGAAAUUUGAGUUUACAAGCCUACUGAUUAGCUGUAGCUAAACUGCAGACAUAGUCACGGUGAUCGAAUAUUUGGCUCGAAAUGGAA